AUGGCGACCGUGACGAACGCCCCAUCGGACCUGCCAUUAGAGCAGCUUACUCUCUAUCAGGCUUCCGAUCCAUGCCUGUCGUCCAUAUUCGUCUUCUAUGGCCCCGUCGCAACAGCAAAUGCCACCGUCAGCAGCUCGCGCAUCCAGGCGCAUAUCUUGACCCCCGCAGGCUUCCAGAGCUAUCCGCGAAUUACCAUUUCACCCGCCGCGCCGUUAUAUGCCGCAGUCAAUCAUCUACCCCGCGAGAAACAAGGUGAUGAGGUGUGUCGAGGUCUUGCUGUCAGUAUGUUGAAGUACUUCGCAGAGCUGUCCGAGCCCGCCAAGGAGUGCUUGCAAGCGAUAGCACGUGCGGGGAAAGCAGGGGGAACUAUCCCCAAGAUGUUUGAUGAGAUGCAUGCGGCGAAUCUGGCGAAUCGCAUGGUAAAGGUGGAACAUACAUCAGACAUACUUCGCGAUAUUCGGGGCGCUUUUCAAGAACGCAAGGUUCCAUGGGUUGACAUCGACGUUUUGCUUCCACCGGGAACUAUCCAGCCUCCUUCCCAGCCCGACAACGAGGGCCUUGACGAUGACAACGCUGAUAUCGAGGAUCCUCCAGAUCUCCAGUACGGGCAAUAUACGUCUCUCAUCCGCGGCUUGGGGGCGCCGAUGUUCCUGCCAACGUCGCGGCUAAAACGAGCGCCAUCGCAACCCACGAAUGUGAGCAAGUCUAAAGUGUUCACCAAAAGCCAGAAACAAGACUUCCGUCUAAAGAUGUGUGAAUUUGUGGAUACGGAGGAGAGAUAUGUGAACAAACUUUAUACUCUUGUGCGCCAUGUGGCGGAGGAGUACCGGUUGAAAGCUCAAGGAAGAGCGCCAUCGAGCACGAGCCCUGACGAGGCUGCUCUGGCCACUCUAUUCCCCCCCUGUCUUAAUGAGAUUCUCGACGUCAAUAUGGGUUUCUUAGAAGUGAUACGUCAGGUACUUGAAGAAACGGAGAAAGAGGCCAUUGAAGAUAUCACAAUCGAUACGGAACUCUUGUCGUCUGUAUCGCAACGACAUUCAUUGAAGGAAGGGGGAGAUGCAGUUGGGGCAGUCGCCUUCGCGCACGCCCUCAUUGAGUGGUUCCCCCGAUUCUCUGAUCCUUAUGCAGACUAUAUGCGCGCCCAUACAGGGUUUACCCAAACGCUUAAUUCGUUCAUGAGGGACAAACAAUCCAGCUUUUCGAGGCGUGUCCAUGACACCGGGGAGCAAUUACUACGGUCACUGCUGAUGGAACCUGUCCAACGUUUACCCCGCUACAGUCUCUUGAUCGACACGAUGACGAGCAGUCUUCCUUUGAUACACCCCGCCGUCCGACCAUUCCUGAAAGCGCGAGACAUCAUCAAGGACAUAUGUUCGCUAGACGAUCCUUCAUCGACGAACCAUGAUCAAAGUUUCCGCCGACUGAAGGAGUUAGUCGAUGGCUGGCCAUCAACCAUAUUGCCAACUGGUCGUCUGAUAACCGCGGUCGAUUUCUACGAACUAUCACCGCCAUAUCAGCUAGACAACCCGGCCCCCGAUCCUACCGCUGGCAUCAUGUUAAUAUACAAGAACUGCCUGGUACUGCUAUCAAAAAUCCCUGGCAGCAAGACAACAGCGCGUGGUCUGUUGGCUGAGUUGGACAACGCGGCAUCAGCUGCCAAUGGCCCGGGUAGCUCAUUACCUUCCACCGAUAUCCGUGUUGUGCAGGUAUAUGAUCUCCACACUGUACGUUGCAUGCAAUCCACAUGCGGGCGGAUCUUGUUCCUGUCACCUACAUCGGUGAAGUCGCGUCCAAACCAAAAUACAACUGUUGAUCUUCUGGCCUUGGAACCGGCUUCCAUGUAUGAGGGUCGGGCCAGUAGAGUGAUUGAAGAGAUUGUGAAGGCAAAAAUCGAGGGUAGGUUCUCCGAGAGUGAGCGAGAAAGCGGCAAAUGGUCUCUUCGGAGUCCCACAGGAACUGUUGGAAAUAUCGGUAUCUUGGCGUGUGUGUUCGAGGAGGAACCGAGUGCUGCAGUGAAUCGAACCGGUCUGUCGAAAGUGAGGGUUGAGUUUGACAUCCCAAAACCGCUCCGCAGCAAGCUGCUGAACAGCCCAGAUUUGGAGGUGAUUGUUUCCGUAUCUUUGUCGAGUGAAGACCAGUAUCGGGUGGACAUAGACUCAGUAGUUGGCAUCGCUUCCUCAGAUAUUGUUACAGUGGAUAGCUUUGUUCCUGUGCUCUCCAAACGCCUCCUGAACUUGCUUUUGCCGUUGCAUGGCACCCAAAACCGGACCAUGACCGAGUCAAUUGUUCUCUCCAAUUUUGACAUACUUCGCUACCUUUCGGGCCAUCUCAUAGCGCAGCUCAAGGUCCCUCGUACCUUUCGCCCUCCGUCGCCCUCCAAACUGCUCUCUAGUCUUCUGGGUGGAAGUCAAUCAAGAGAAGGCACACCAAGCGUCAAGGCACCGACUUCCGCAACUCUAUUGGGUGAAUUCCCCAAGAUGCCACCCCCACGAUCCAGCGUCUCGCGUUCCAAUACACUACCUUCGGUUUUCCCAGGCAAAGAAGAGAAGAAGGAAGACCCCCUACCCAAGAUUUCCGUUGUUGGAACAACGUCUUCGAAAGGCUCAGAAAGCCCGUUCAGUGUCUUGGAACAAAGCUUUGCUGCGUACGUCCUCUCCCUUCAGUCCCGCAGUGGGAACAUCGUUGGACGGACACUUCGGGGGAGAGAUAACGUUGAUCGAGCUGCAGUCAAUGAGCUGUAUAAUGUCUUGUUAGAAGAUCCCGGGCAAAUUCAGGCAGCAGCCGAAGUACCCGUCGACACACUCUUCGUAGCCUUCGAGACGUUCAUGGCAAACGCAUGGCAGGAGCAAAUGGGCCCAGUCCUGGAAUCCUCGUCACUAAAGUCACUUCAAAAUCAGUUCGACACCAUGUAUCCCCGCGAAUUCGAAGAAAAUUUCCGGAAAUCCAUAGGGGAGAUGAGUCCACAGAAUCGUCGCGCUUUAGCCUCCUUGGUGCGAUUACUUGCAGAGUUACUUGAUGCCUCUGGAAACGAUGGUGACCGAGGUGCUCUAACGGCCGCUUUUGCAGAGAUUCUGACGGCCGAAGGAGAUCCGAUGCAGCACAUUUCCCUCUUGGAUCGACUGGUCGACGAUUUCGAUAACCUAUUCGACGAAUUCAUCCCUGGGGGGGCAUCGUUGGAAGGUAUUUUAAACUGCGAUCAAAGUAAACCCGUCUCGCAAACGAUCGGCUCAAUAAGCUCUAACGCGUCGUCCUUCCGAAAGCGUUUUGGUUUCAGUCUGCACCGGGAGAAUCAACGAUCGGAAGGGGAGAGCAAGGUGUCGUCGAUCUUAAGGACCUUAAGCAAAAGCAAAGGCUCUGGUGAUUCAGAGCCAGGCACUCCGAGAGGCUCUUUGCUACGCUCAAAAUCCAUAGACAUCGACACGAGCUUAGGCCAUCUCCUGCGGCCUGGUUCGCGUGACCGUCCCGGGGCGUCUACAUCACAAGAGUAUCUUCGAAGACCAGGGAGCUCCCAGGAGGAGACGGCAUCUUUGUCCUCAAUUCAAGAAAUGCCAACUAAUGGAGUGGUGAAGGUGCGGAGGAAGAGGCGAAGCUCUCUGUCAGACCUAAGGCCAGGCACGGCAUCAACGGAGACGUCAGCCGCAUCUCCAGAGCAGGAAGAGAGGCCUACCACCGCAGGGUCGUCCUCCGACGUAGUUACUCCAACCAAACAGACUCGCCCACAGACCAGCCACGGCUCAGGCUCUACGCAACGAAGCACCUCCCCAGCUAAGAGCGGCUCACCUACUCGGAUGACUUCGCCCAGCCGACGAUCACCGACGCGGCCUGCCACUCCCAGCCGAAAAGAAAACAUUGACCCAAAGCUGUCACAGGUUGAGCGCGGAGCCUCUUUGCGGAAGAAAGGAGAUGCGACGGUAUCACCUACGCAAGACUCUAAGACAAGGUCACGAGCAACGAGCGUACCCUCAUCGAGGGCGCCUGGAUUGAAGGAGCGACCACUCCCCGUUAAUGGUGCAUCGGUACAGAAGCCGCAAAAGUUGCGGAUGCAGAGUCCACAGAAGCUCCGAGAUCGUCUUCAGAACGAAAAGAAGGCUCAGAGUGCGGCACAGCUGGGGCUGAGGGACGAAUUAUUCCUUAUCGGUGAAGAAUUACGAGCGCUCAAGAUCGCACCACCACAGCAAACCAGACAUGCAAGACAAGAUUCUGAACACUUGGAUGAGCCUUUCUCGCCAACAAACAAUGCGGCCCUCGUAUCACGUGUUCGUCACCUCGAGAUGCGUUUCGACAUGCUAUCUUCAGAGUUCAAGAGCCGGACAUCUGCCAUUGAGAAAGACUUGGAAUCAUCCCUCGUGGUUAGCGAGAAACGAGCUAAAAAGCUUGACGAGCUAUAUCGUGAAGCCAGCGCUGAGAAUGAAGCCCUUUACGACCGGUUCAACUCGGAGCUGAGCAAGGUUGCGAAAGACGUGCGAGCAGGAGAUGCUGAAGAUGCACUCAAAUCCCAGCUCUCUUCAGCACUAGAGGAGAUUGGCCGCUUGAAAAAAGAAAAUUUCCGACUGAAGCGAGAGGUUGGAGGCCUGAGAGCUCAACAAGCCGCGGUGGCCUUACUGAAGGCGAGUGAAUGA
Aspergillus bombycis is the source of this 4620-nucleotide messenger RNA. RefSeq names its product putative Rho guanyl nucleotide exchange factor. NCBI's taxonomy places the organism in Eukaryota, Fungi, Ascomycota, Eurotiomycetes, Eurotiales, Aspergillaceae. Bases 1 to 4620 code for a protein of 1539 amino acids. The transcript has 3 exons. Gene Ontology annotation, molecular function: guanyl-nucleotide exchange factor activity. The record is from RefSeq and is a predicted model, not a curated record.